AUGGUGGCGGAUCGCGAGACCCAUAAUCGACAACGAAGGCUGCUAUCUCAUGCCUUCUCCGAGAAAGCAUUGCGGGAGCAGGAAAGCCUGAUACAGAUGCAUAUCAGCAAACUAAUUGAACAGCUGGAAAGCCGGUCGCCCUCUGGUAACGUUGACUUGGUGUCAUGGCUCAAUUUCCUGACCUUCGACCUAGUAGGGGAUAUGUGCUUCGGUGAGAACUUCGGCUGCUUGGACAAAGGCGAAUACGAUCCGUUCGUCCGUGCCAUUCAGGGUAUGGCCACCGAACUUACCUACACCCAGAUGUACAAGUACUGGCAUCUUGAUGGUCUUCGCCGGUACGUGGUGUCCAAGAAAUCAGUCGGCAAACGUAUGGAGAACGUCAAGCGUGCCAUGAUGGCUGUCGGUCGACGAAUGCAGCGCGAGACCACUCGCAAAGAUUUCAUGCAUUAUAUCAUGGCCGCCAACGACGAAAAAGGCAUGUCGCCGCAAGAGAUCCAUGUCAAUGCCUUAUCGCUCAACAUUGCCGGAUCAGAGUCCUCAGCAACCGCGUUAUGCGGUAUCAUCUUCCUGCUCUUGACCAACCCCGCAUGCUACAACCGACUUGUGGAAGAGAUCAGAGGUGCUUAUGACUCCGAAGAAGACAUCACCAUACUGAAGUCGCAUGAUCUGUCGUAUAUGGAUGCCGUGAUUUCUGAGUCGCUUCGCCUCUAUCCGCCAGUGGCGAUCACCAUGCCACGACGUACGCCAGUAGGUGGUGAAACGAUCGACGACAUCUCGGUACCCGCAGACAUGACUGUUGGCGUUCACCACUACUCCACAUAUCGACACCCUGACAACUUCCACCAGCCGGAGCAAUUCUUGCCGGAGCGAUGGCUCGCUGCCAUGCGCACAUCACCGCCUUUCCAGAACGACCGACGAGAAUGUGUCCAGCCGUUCUCCUUCGGUCCUCGGAACUGCCUUGGAAAGAACCUUGCUCGAGCUGAGAUCCGUUUGACGUUGAGUAGACUGCUGUGGCGCUUCGAUGUGCGGUUGCAGUCUGGUCAGAUGAACUGGCUGAAGUCGCAGCGUUUGCAAGGGUUCUGGCAGAAGCCGCCGUUGCUGUGUACAUUAACGCAGGUGAAGCGAACGUGA
Recurvomyces mirabilis is the source of this 1131-nucleotide messenger RNA. RefSeq lists its product as uncharacterized. The coding region runs from base 1 to 1131 and encodes 376 amino acids. The transcript has 2 exons. The record is from RefSeq and is a predicted model, not a curated record. Lineage: Eukaryota; Fungi; Ascomycota; Dothideomycetes; Mycosphaerellales; Teratosphaeriaceae. Gene Ontology annotation, molecular function: oxidoreductase activity, acting on paired donors, with incorporation or reduction of molecular oxygen; monooxygenase activity; heme binding.